Molecule: messenger RNA, 921 nt
Organism: Penicillium maclennaniae
Lineage: Eukaryota; Fungi; Ascomycota; Eurotiomycetes; Eurotiales; Aspergillaceae
Exons: 3
Coding region: 1-921 (306 amino acids)
Molecular function (GO): oxidoreductase activity
Source: RefSeq, a predicted model, not a curated record
AUGUCCAGUCUACAGAUCGCCGAUCACGACAUCUCUGAUUGUACGGGGAAGACCGUGCUUAUCUCAGCACCACACGACACAGGUGGAUGUUCUGGCAUUGGGUUUUCAGCCGGUAAACUCUUCGCUGCGCAUGGCGCAAGAGUGCUUUUAUUAGACCGAAACCCCCCUGCAGAGCCCCUCAAUUCGAGUCGGUUAGAGUACUUCCCCUGCGAUGUGACUAGCUGGUCGGAUUUGUUAGCCGCUUUCCAACAUGCAGGACGCGUCGAUGUUGCAGUCGCCAACGCUGGCGUGUCUGAAGAAGCGGACUACUUUGCCGAUACCUUUGACGAGGCGGGUGCUUUGGUUGAGCCUGCUUACGGAGUAUUGGACGUGAAUUUGCGCGGGGUCUUGAAUUUUACCAAGUUGGCGAUCAGUUCAAUGCGACGACUUCAUGUAUCUGGAAGCAUUGUCAUUACUUCUAGUGCCACGGCUUAUUCACCAGAGCAUUCAUUGCCGGUAUACAGUGCUGCCAAGCUAGCUUUGGUUGGUUUGAUUCGCGCUCUUCGCUCGUCCCUCCCCAAGGACGAUAUCACUAUCAACGCCGUCGCCCCCGCAGCCACAAUCACCAGUCUCCUUCCGCUCCAUUUGGCCAAUCCCAUCAUCGCCGCCGGCCUUCCGGUCAGGAGCUCUGAUUUCGUGGGGCUUGCCGUUGUUUACUCCGCAGUCGCCAGCGAGCCUCGGAAGGUGGAGCCCUACGGGAAAGAUUCGGAUGAUUGGGUGGGCACCCCUGGCCGGUGGAAUGGCCGGGUGAUCUUGACACUUGGCGAUCGAUACACGGAGCUUGAGGGGCCCUUGGCUGCUCUGCGGGAGAAGUGGUUUGGGGAGGAAAAUAACCGACUGACUCGCCAACAGCAGAUAGCAACCGAUUUCCGCUUAGAUUGA